GAUCAAUAGAAUUUAUAGAGGAAAAAGCAAAAUAAAAAAUAAGAGAAAAGAAAAGAGAAAAAGAAAAGUCUCUCUUUUUUCUUUUCUUUCCCAGAUUCUCUCUCUCCUCCUGCGGAUCAUAUUUUUUUCCUUUUCUUUCACUUUCCUUUGGUUUUCUCGGCGGCUUCAUUCGAAUCGUUUUUUCCUCUUUUUUUCUCUCUCUAGGGGGGUAAAGCUUCCUCCUUUCUGUAGACAGACGCCAUGUCGGACAAAGGACGUCCCUUACCCAAGUUUGGAGAAUGGGAUGUGAAUGAUCCAGCAUCAGCAGAAGGUUUCACAGUCAUAUUCAACAAAGCUAGGGAUGAGAAGAAGACCGGUGGCAAGCCAGGAUCGCCUGGUAAAUCCACUGACGGUAAUGCUAAAUCCGGAGGAGGAGAUCCUAGUAAACCCCAGCCUAAAAAAUGGCUCUGCUGCAUGCAGUCUCCAGCAGUGGACUCUUGACGGACACCAAGAUUGGAUUUGCUUGCUGCCAAGUAAAAAAAGAAGAAGAAGGUUACAUUGCUUAGACAUGUAAAGCAAUGUUCUUCUUUUUUAUGUUUUAUUGUCUUUCUUGAAAGUAUCCACACAACAAAAAAAAGUUCCUAAGAUGAUUUGGAGCCCCCUUUUUAGUAUUCACGAUUAUGACUUUCCUUCUUCUUCUUUUGGAGUCGUUUGUUAUUCUAAAAAUGCUGUAAAAUCGUGUUGCCACUUUUAUUGGAAAACCAGGAAAAAAAAAAGAAAAGAAAAAAAAUAGUUAUUGUGUCUA
Messenger RNA from Raphanus sativus (radish), 784 nucleotides. RefSeq names its product protein NOI4. Lineage: Eukaryota; Viridiplantae; Streptophyta; Magnoliopsida; Brassicales; Brassicaceae. The coding region runs from base 241 to 480 and encodes 79 amino acids. The transcript has 3 exons. The record is from RefSeq and is a predicted model, not a curated record.